UGCCGGACUGAGGGGACGCUGCCGACCGAGUUCCGGCCCACGUCACCGACCGCCAAGUGGUGCGCUGAGAGCGUCGGAGCCAAGCCGGGCUGGUCAGGAUGAUCACGGACCUGCAGCUCGCCAUCUUCGCCAACAUGCUGGGUGUGUCGCUCUUCUUGCUUGUCGUCCUCUACCACUACGUGGCCGUCAACAAUCCCAAGAAGCAGGACUGAAGCGGCGCGCUCAGCCCCAGGGUUCCAGGACCUAGUCUGAGGCAAGAUGGAGGGUGUGAGGGCCUGCCCUCACCCUUCACUUCAUCCCUUCUACCCAUCACAACAUACAAAGCAACUACACCUGGAGUUUUCCAAACAACU
Echinops telfairi (small Madagascar hedgehog) is the source of this 353-nucleotide messenger RNA. Its product is annotated as dolichyl-diphosphooligosaccharide--protein glycosyltransferase subunit 4-like. The record is from RefSeq and is a predicted model, not a curated record. Bases 99 to 212 code for a protein of 37 amino acids. Gene Ontology annotation, cellular component: oligosaccharyltransferase complex. The transcript has a single exon. Lineage: Eukaryota; Metazoa; Chordata; Mammalia; Afrosoricida; Tenrecidae.